CCCGGCAGCAGGCCGCCCCUGCCGCCCCUGCCGCCCCUGCCGCGGCGCUUCCGCUCGCAUUGUCGGGUGGUCGAGAGCGGAGGAAGGUUACCGAAGAGCGAACAUGGGAGUGGAGAUUAAGACCAUAACUGAGGGAGACGGACAGACAUUCCCGAAGAAGGGGCAGCGCGUCGUGGUGCACUAUGUCGGCACACUGGCAGAUGGGAAAGUGUUUGACUCCUCGAGGUCCAGGGGAAAGCCGUUCAAAUUCAAGAUCGGGUACCAGGAGGUCAUCCGUGGCUGGGAAGAAGGAGUAGCCCAGAUGAGCGUGGGUCAGCGGGCCAAGCUCAUCUGCUCGCCAGACUUUGCCUACGGCAGCAAAGGGCACCCGGGGAUCAUCCCACCAAACGCCACUCUCACCUUCGACGUGGAGCUGCUCAGCCUGGAAGCCUGAAAACUUUUGUGCACUCACUUUGUUUUAAUUCCACUUCAAGAUUUUCAGGGUUGACUCCUAUCUUGGGAACACGGAGGAAAAAUAUGUUAACAGAUGAUUCCUUCUCUUGAUCCCUGCAUAGGACCUAUGUCUAUAGCUUCACUAGUUCACUCUCCUUUCCAUUUAGAUACAAAAAGUGUGUUACGUCACUUGCUUUAAAAAAAACUUUAUCCUUCAUACUCUAUACUUUAGAUUCCAUAUAGGUCAUCCCAUGUAUUUUGUCAUAUUCUGCUAUGUAUUUUUAUGGUGAUUUUUCUUUUCUUUUUUUUUGUUAUUAUUUGACUAAAAUUUACAAAAAUGUGUCUGCCAUCAGGACCAGGUUUUAGAUAAGUGUCAUGAAUAUUUAAUCAGUCUCAUUCCUGUGGCUCCGUGGCCUUUACACUAAAAUUGUAUUGAUUGCGGGUAAUGAAUUGUCUUGAAUAUAAAAAAAAAUAAAAUAAAUUGUUGUUUGACACAAUGAUAUUUCUAUGAAUUACCUCUGUGAUACUUGUUAUUGGGUUAAAUUAGAACACAUUGUAACCAGGGAUUCAUGAAUCAAGCACAUUAUUGCCAUGAACAGCCUACAGGUCUGCAGGUGUAGGAGUUUCUCUGUCUAUAUACCGCAGCAUCGAUUCUUAAUUUACAAGCGUAAAACAAUUGAAACAUUUGAAUUGUUAAUUGCUUCCCUUUUUUGUUUUUCCUUUUUUUUUGCCAAAAGAAAAAUAUUUGGUGUCUGGUGAAAAGGUUUCUAAAUGUGCAUGGUAAGUUUCCCCCACAGUUGUAGGCACAUGUUGAGGUUUGUGAUUCAUUUGAAGGAGUUGUGUGUGUGUGUGUAACACGCUGUGGAUGUUGCUGUUCCUUACUCUAAACACAUUAAAAAGAGUAAUUUUAACACAA
Larimichthys crocea (large yellow croaker) is the source of this 1348-nucleotide messenger RNA. It is a transcript of the gene fkbp1aa, whose product is annotated as FKBP prolyl isomerase 1Aa. Gene Ontology annotation, molecular function: peptidyl-prolyl cis-trans isomerase activity. The coding region runs from base 104 to 433 and encodes 109 amino acids. NCBI's taxonomy places the organism in Eukaryota, Metazoa, Chordata, Actinopteri, Sciaenidae. The transcript has 5 exons. Gene Ontology annotation, biological process: protein peptidyl-prolyl isomerization. Gene Ontology annotation, cellular component: cytoplasm; sarcoplasmic reticulum membrane. The record is from RefSeq and is a predicted model, not a curated record.